AUGCUCGGCUUUCGCGUCUUUGCUUGGGCCACGGCCGCCUCUGCGACAGCUCUCCUAGAUCGCAACCUUGCCUAUCGGUCGCCUUUCGGAGAUCACCCGCAGUUCUCGCAUGAUACACGGUCCAUACAUGCCCGCCAUGUGCACCACGCCCGGCGGCAAGUGGUAGAUGCGAGCGGUCUCGUCGACGAACACUACCCAACUUUCUACGGCGCAGACUUCAGCAACAGUCCCUUCGUUUGGAGCGGCGGCCUGAACUUCACUCACUCGGUUGCGAGUGGCGAUCCUCUCAACACAUCAGUCUUGCUAUGGACGCGUGCUGAGCCGCUCUCUGAGCCAUCAACCAACCAAUCGCCCGAAUCGGUCCCCGUCUGCCUCUCAUGGGCGAUCUUCGACAACGAGGCGCUCACUGGAUCGCCGGUCGACGCUGGGCAAGCCUUCACGUCGUAUGACGUCGAUUUCACGCUCAAGGUUGAAGCGGCCGGUUUGCAAGCUGACACGCUCUACUGGUUCCGCUUCGCGGACUGCACGGAUCCGAGUAGCACGAGUCCUAUUGGGCGAACGCGUACCAUCUCCAGUCCAGAUACGCCCGCGGACCAGGUCAAUGGUGGGAAGAACCUCACGCUCGCCGUGUUUUCCUGCUCGCAGUAUCAGUCGGGCUGGUUCAACGCCUAUGGAGUGGCUGCACAUAACACCUCAGCCGACAUCUUCGUUCAUCUUGGAGACUACAUCUACGAGUCUCUCGGCAAUGGCGCGCCCAUUGGGCGUCAGACUCUCGGUCGCGAACUUGCCACCAUCUUUGACUAUCGCCAACGCCUAAACCAAUACCGAACGGACGCUUCGGCUUCACGUUCGAUGAAAGCGAAUGCUGACUGCGUGCUCAGGGAUGAUCAUGAAGUCGCCGAUCAGUCGUGGAAGGCGGGCACGGCCGAUUCCAACGACUCUCACGUUGGCUGCACCUUCUCUCCCUCCGGCGCCUGCUUCACCGACCGCAAGCUCGCGGCCGUGCGCGCCUAUCAUGAGUGGAUGCCGGUGCGCCAAGUUUCCGCGGACGACAAGCUGCGCAUCUGGCGCAACUUCCAGAUCGGCAAGCUGCUGGACCUCACGAUGCUGGACACACGCCAGUACGACCGCGAUCUGACGGACCUGUACUAUAAUACUCAAUACAUCAACACCAUCUCUUCCUUCGCGAACCGCUCGCUGAUGGGACCCGAGCAGGAGGCGUGGCUACAGAGUACGCUCGACCAGUCGCAAGCUCGCGGUGCUGUAUGGCGCAUCAUAGGCCAGCAGAUCGUAUUCACUCAGCUCAACGAGUCUGGCCGGUUCGACCUCGACGCCUGGGACGGCUACCGCGCAAACCGCGCUCGCGUCCUUGACCAUCUGCAACAGAACAACAUCACGAAUACGGUCAUACUCGCCGGCGACUCGCACGCCAACUGGGUCUCCGACCUCGCCCAUCCGAAUGACACGAGCUACGACCCCGCCACGGGCGAAGGCGCGCUGGGCGUCGAGUUCGCCGGAACGGCCGUGACGUCCACAUCAGCGUUCGGUCCCGGCAUAGCGCCCGCCGCCGCCGACAAGAUCUCGACGGCGCUCGUAGCCGCACCGGGCAACGAACAGCUGCAAUGGUCCGAGGGCUCGUACCGCGGCUUCUUCACGCUGACGAUCAAUCCCGAGACGAUGACGGCUACGUACUAUGCCAUGGAGAACGUCUCGAACGCGAAUUUGGACAGCUUUGCGAGCGCGGUGUUCGUUGUGAACGCUGGCGAGAAUAAGUUGCAGCGGCCUGUUGCGGGUGGGAGCGUCCAGGCUGGCGUGCUGAAGAGUAGCGUGGUAAACGCCACGACGAGUGACUGA
This is a messenger RNA of Peniophora sp. CBMAI 1063, 1854 nucleotides long. NCBI's taxonomy places the organism in Eukaryota, Fungi, Basidiomycota, Agaricomycetes, Russulales, Peniophoraceae. The record is from the annotation of a GenBank genome assembly.